Messenger RNA from Lingula anatina, 6364 nucleotides. RefSeq lists its product as uncharacterized. Lineage: Eukaryota; Metazoa; Brachiopoda; Lingulata; Lingulida; Lingulidae. The record is from RefSeq and is a predicted model, not a curated record.
UGGUGACUUCCGGCACAGGGAGUGACUGUGGUGAAUGAUUUGAAAAAAAAAUACUUCUCUCCAUUAAAACUCAUGUGGAUCUAAAAGGAUACUGUUCAUUUUAACUAGGAUGUCCUGGAGAGCGAGAUACGAGGAUUUUCAGUGGCCACGCGGGCUGUACUUGGCACCUAUAGGACAUGGGAAAUAUGGCGUUGUCUAUGACGACCAAGACAGUAAACUUAGCUACCAUGACGAAAUAUCGGCGUACAAAUAUGACAGUUAUGACAGUCGGACAGGUGCUUCCCCCUUCCAUCGCCUCCCGCCCACCUAUUUGAGACCUCCCAGAGAGGAGAGUGAACUGGAGUCCUACACCACAUAUUCCACGAAAUCGAAGAAAGCCAAGAUGGUGAAGGUUUUAGUGGCCCUGGCUAUCAUAGGUGUCGCUAUUGCUAUCGCUAUGGCAGGUGUAGGCAUAUACUUCGCAGUAACUGGAAGCGGAACACAGCCAGAGAGGCUUGGAUCAACGUCGACCACGACUGCGACAACUGUGACAACUCCAGAGCCGGUAUAUUAUGUCACUGCGGAGACCAAUCUUACCCUCAUCCAGCCAUACACCCCAGGACUUGCUGAUAACACCAGUGCUGAAUACAUCAAUCUGUCCAACGAGUUCUGUAAGGGGAUAACGCAGCUUUACGCCUCGAGUAACCUUUCCAUCGCUCCUGCUUCUUGUGAAGUUCUAGGAUUUCAAAAUGGAAGUGCCAUUGUAUUCUUUCGACUCAUAUUCAUGGAAGCCCAGUUAAAAGCUAAAGUCGAAACUUACCGAAGCAACGUAAACAACCAAAACAAGGUAACAAUAUAUAUCGAGGCCAUACUUGGAACGUUACAGAUUCAAGCAGAUAUUAAUUUUGGGCCUUACUUCCCAUUAAGCGGUACUAAUAUAAAAAUUAAGGACGACUCAAUUGCUUCUCCGCGUGUUGGGAUAACCUCAGCAUCACCAAUCCCCCCGACAACAACACCAACCCAAGCGCCAAGCUCCGUCACUGCUUCAGCGACACAGACUGUGACAUCCUCAACAGAAGUAUCUUCAGCAACAACAGCGUCAGCUACCGGCGACCUAUCGACAGGAGUUACCACAUUGUCGGCUAGUACGGCCGUAGCAGUAUCAUCUGCAUCAGAAGCAUCUUCAUCUGACAGGGCUUCAACUUCCUCUAUUGCAACCACAGUUGCAACUUCUUCUGAUCAACCAUCAAUAUCUUCCAACGCAGCAGCUACCACAUCUUCUGCUCCAAUAGUAACAACUUCUUCAUCUGACCAAGCUUCAGCAUCUUCUGCUGCAGGAGUAGCAACAUCUUCUACUGCAGCAGUAGCCACAUUUCCAUCAGACCAGGCUUCAACAUCUGCUACAGCAAUAGCGACACCUUCAUCAGACCAGGGUUCAACAUCGUCUGCUACAGCAGCAGCAACAUCUUCUGCUUCAGCAGUUGCAAUAUCUUUAUCUGACCAGGCUUCAACAUCUUCUGCUUCAGCAGUAGCCACAUUUUUAUCUGAUCAGGCUUCAACAUCUGCUACAGCAACAGCCAUAUCUCCAACUGACCAGUCUUCAACAUCUUCGGAUGCAGGAGUAGCAACAUCUUCUGCUUCAGCAAUAGCGACAGCUUCAUCAGACCAGGGUUCAACAUCGUUUGUAGCAGUAGCCACAUCUUCAGCUGGCCAGAGUUUAUCAUCCUCUGAUGCAGCAGUAGGCACAAGUUCAUCUGACCGGGCAUCAACAUUUUCUGCUUCAACAGUAGCAACAUCUUCACCAAACUCAGCUACAAUAUCUUCUGGUGCAGCAGAAGUAACAUCCACUGCUUCAGCAGUAGUAACAUCUACAUCAGACUCAGCUUCAUCAUCGUCUGCUACAGCAAUAGCUUCAUCUUCUGCUUUAGCAAUAGGAACAUCUUCAUCAGACCAGGUUUCAACAUCUGCUGCAGCUGCAACCGCAUCUUUAUCUGACUUAUCUGACCAGGCGUCAUCACCUGCUUCAGCAGUAGCCACAUUUUCAUCUGAGCAGAUUUCAACAUCUGCUUCCGCAGUAGCAAUAUCGUCACCUUCAUCAUCUUCUGCUUCCGCAAUAGCAACAUCUUCUGCUUCCGCAAUUGCAAUAUCUUCAUCUGACCAGGUUUCAUCGUCUGCUGCAGCAGUAGCCACAUCAUCCAACCAGGCUUCAACAUCGUCUGUUGCAGCAGAAGUAACAUCUACUGUUUCAGAAUUGGCAACAUCUUCAUCAGACUCAGCUUCAACAUCUGCUGCAGCAGUAGUAACAUCUUCUGCCUCAGCAGCAGCAACAACGUCAUCAGACCAACCUUCAACUUCAGCUGCAGCAGUAUCCACAUCUUCAUCAGACUCAGCUUCAACAUCGUCUGCUGCAGCAGUGGCCACAUCAUCUGACCAGGUUUCAACAUCGUCUGCUGCAGCAGAAGUAACAUCUUCUGCGUCAGUAGCAGCAACAACGUCAUCAGACCAACCUUCAACAUCUGCUUCAGCAGUAGAAACCUCUUCAUCUGAUCAGGCUUCUACAUCUUCUGUUGCAGCAGUGUUAACAUCGUCUGACCAGGUUUCAACAUCGUCUGCUGCAGCAGUGGCAACAUCUGCUGCAGCAGUAUCUACAUCUUCAUCUGACCAGGCUUCUACAUCUGUUGCAUCAGUGACCACUGCUUCAUCAGACCAACUUCCAACAUCCUCUGCUGUAGCGGCAGCUUCAUCUUCAUCUGUCCAGGCCUCAACAUCUUCUGCUGCAGCAGUAGCAACAUCUGCUGCAGCAGUAUCUACAUCUUCAUCUGACCAGGCUUCUACAUCUGUUGCAUCAGUGACCACUGCUUCAUCAGACCAGGCUUCUACAUCUUCUGCUGCAGAAUUAGCAACAUCUUCUGCUUCAAUAGUAGCCACAGCUUCAUCUGAUCAGGUUUCAACUUCUGCUUUAGCACUAACAACAUCUUCAUCAGACCAACUUCCAACAUCCUCUGCUGUAGCGGCAGCUUCAUCUUCAUCUGUCCAGGCCUCAACAUCUUCUGCUGCAGCAGUAACAACAUCUGCUGCAGCAGUAGCAACAUCUUCAUCUGACCAGGCUUCUACAUCUGUUGAAUCAGUGACCACUGCUUCAUCAGACCAGGCUUCUACAUCUUCUGCCGCAGAAUUAGCAACAUCUUCUGCUUCAGUAGUAGCCACAGCUUCAUCUGGCCAGGCUUCAACAUCUGCUGCAACAGUGGCCACAUCUUCAUCUGACCAGGCCUUAACAUCUUCUGCUGCAGCAGUAGCAACAUCUGCUGCAGCAGUAGCAACAUCUUCAUCAGACCAGGCUUCUACAUCUUCUGUUGCAGCAGUGUUAACAUCGUCCGACCAGGUUUCAACAUCGUCUGCUGCAGCAGUGGCAACAUCUGCUGCAGCAGUAUCUACAUCUUCAUCCGACCAGGCUUCAACAUCUGCAUCAGCAGUAGCUACAUCUUCACCUGAUCAGGCCUCAACAUCUUCUGCUGCAGCAGUGGCAACAUCUUCAUCUGAGCAGGCUUCAACAUCUGCAUCAGCAGUAGCUUCAUCUUCAUCUGACCAGCCUUUAACAUUGUUUGCCACAGCAGUUGUCACAUCUUCACCUGUCCAGGCUUCGACAUCAUCUGCUGCAGCAGUAGCAACAUCUUCAUCUGCCCAGGCUUUAACAUCGGCAUCUACAACAGCAACAUCUUCAGUAGUAGCAACAUCUUCAUCAGACCAGGCUUCUACAUCUUCUGUUGCAGCAGUGUUAACAUCGUCCGACCAGGUUUCAACAUCGUCUGCUGCAGCAGUGGCAACAUCUGCUGCAGCAGUAUCUACAUCUUCAUCCGACCAGGCUUCAACAUCUGCAUCAGCAGUAGCUACAUCUUCACCUGAUCAGGCCUCAACAUCUUCUGCUGCAGCAGUGGCAACAUCUUCAUCUGAGCAGGCUUCAACAUCUGCAUCAGCAGUAGCUUCAUCUUCAUCUGACCAGCCUUUAACAUCGUUUGCCACAGCAGUUGUCACAUCUUCACCUGUCCAGGCUUCGACAUCAUCUGCUGCAGCAGUAGCAACAUCUUCAUCUGCCCAGGCUUUAACAUCGGCAUCUACAACAGCAACAUCUUCAGUAGUAGCAACAUCUUCAUCAGACCAGGCUUCUACAUCUUCUGUUGCAGCAGUGUUAACAUUGUCCGACCAGGUUUCGACAUCAUCUGCUGCAGCAGUGGCAACAUCUGCUGCAGCAGUAUCUACAUCUUCAUCCGACCAGGCUUCAACAUCUGCAUCAGCAGUAGCUACAUCUUCACCUGACCAGGCCUCAACAUCUUCUGCUGCAGCAGUGGCAACAUCUUCAUCUGAGCAGGCUUCAACAUCUGCAUCAGCAGUAGCUUCAUCUUCAUCUGACCAGGCCUCAACAUCUGCUGCAGCAGUAUCCACAACAUCAUCCGACCAAGUUUCAACAUCUGCUGCAGCAGUAGCCACAUCUUCUUCUGACCAGGCCUCAACAUCUUCUGCUGCAGUAGUAGCAACAUCUGCUCCAGCAGAAGCCACAUCUUCAUCUGACCAGGUUUCAACCUCGUCUGCUGCGGCAGUAGCAACAUCUUCUGCUACAGCAAUAGCAAUAUCUUUAUCUGACCAGGCUUUAACACCGUCUGCCACAGCAGUUGUCACAUCUUCACCUGUCCAGGCUUCAACAUCAUCUGCUGCAGCAGUAGCAACAUCUUCAUCUGCCCAGGCUUUAACAUCGGCAUCUACAACAGUAACAUCUUCAGUAGUAGCAACAUCUGCAUCAGACCUACCUUCAACAUCUUCUGCUGCAGCAGAAGCAACAUCUUCUGUAACAUCAGCAGCAGCCACACCUUCAUCAACUUCUGCUGCAGCAGCAGCAACAUCUUCUGUAACCUCAGCAGAAGCCACACCUUCAUCAACUUCUGCUGCAGCAGUAGCAACAUUUGUUACAUCAGCAAUGGCAACAUCUUCAGCAGACCAGGCUUCAACAUCUGCUGCAGUAGUGGCAACAUCUUCUGCUUCGGCCGUAGCAACAUCUUCAUCAGACCAACUUUCAACAUCUUCUGCUGCAGCACUAGCCACAUCUUCUUCUGAGCAAGUUUCAACAUCUGCUUCAGCAGUGGCAGCAUCUGUAACAUCAGCACUAGCAACAUCUUCAUCAGACCAGGAUUCAACAUCAUCUGCUGCAGUAGUGGCAACAUCUUCUGCUUCAGCAGUAGCAACAUCUUCAUCAGACCAACCUAUAACAUCAUCUGCAGUGGUAGCAACAUCUUCUGCUGCAGCAGCAGUGACAUCUUCAUCAGACCAACCUACAACAUCAUCUGCAGUGGUAGCAACAUCUUCUGCUGCAGCAGCAGCAACAUCUUCUGUUACAUCAGCAGCAGCCAUACCAUCAUCAACUUCUGCUGUAGCAGUAGCAACAUCUGUAACAUCAGCAGUGGGAACAUCUUCAUCAGACCAGGCUUCAACAUCAUCUUCUGCAGUGGUAGCAACAUCUUCUGCUGCAGCACUAGCAACAUCUUCUUCUGAGCUGGUUUCAACAUCUGCUUCAGCAGUAGCAACAUUUUCAUCCGAACAGGCUUCAACAUCAUCUGCUGCAGCAGCAGCAACAUCUUUGGCUUCAACAGUAGCAACAUCAUCAUUAGACCAAACUACAACAUCUACUGCUGCAGUAGUGGCAACAUCUUCUGCUGCUGCAGCAGCAGCAACAUCUUCUGUUACAUCAGCAGUAGACACAUCUUUUUCUUAUCAGGCUUCAACAUCUUCUGCUGCAGCAGUAACAACUUCUGUAACAUCAGCAGUAGCCACAUCUUUAUCUGGCCAGGUUUCAACAUCUACUGCAGCAACAGCCACAGCUUCAUCUGACCAGGCUUCAAUGUCUUCUGCUGCAGCAAUAGCAACAUCUUCUGUUACAACGGCAGUAGCCACAUCUUUAUCUGACCAGGUUUCAACAUCUGCUGGAGCAAUAGCCACAGCUUCAUCUGACCAACCUUCAACAUCUUCUGUCACAUCAUCAGAAGCAACAUCUCCAUCUGACCAGGUUUCUACAUCUGCUGAAGCAGUAGUCACUUCUUCUGCUUCAGAUGAAACAUCUUCACCUGAUCCUGCUUCAACAUCAUCUGCUGCAGUAAUAGCAACAUCUUCUACUUCAGCAGUGGCAACUUCUUCAUCAGACCAGGCUUCAACAUCAUCUGUUUCAGCAGUAGCUGCAUCUUCUGCUUCAGCUGUCGCAACAUCUUCAUCAUACCAACCUUCAACAUCUGCUGCAGCAGUAGCAACAUCUUCAUCUGACCAGACUUCAACAUCUGUCACAUCAGCAGCCACAACUUCAUAUGGCCAGGUUUCAACAUCGUCUACUUAAGCUGUAGCAACA